AUGGACGGCCCGCGUAAACGCGUAAACAAGUAUGGCAGGAUGGGAAGAAAAGCGCUGAUACAUGACCUGUUCGACAACGCGUCGCAUCCUGACCCGCUCUGUACAACACUCCAACCCUCACCGGCUGAUUCACUUGCGCCAUCCCGGGACAAGACUCCCGUCAGCGACAUUUCCGAGGACCCCGACGUUUCCAUGCAGUUGAACAAUGAACUGCUGGCCGAAUGGGAUGCCAAUAGGCCAAGGCUCAAAUCACCUGCACGAAAACUUCUCCCAGAACCAAUGUCAACAACGGAAUCCUUAUUUGAUAUUGAGUCCUCAGAAGAAGAGCACACGAAAACGAAGCCUAUACUAAAGACUUACAAAAGAAGGAAGAUUACACCAACCGGCUCUGAUGUGGAAGAGAGGGGGGCCAAGCGUGAUUCAACCGAGAUCACGCAGCAGGCGACUCGGGGCAUUGUGGCAGCCGAUGCUGCACGGUUGUCCCAUGGCCUCGUGGCCAACAAUUCAAGCAAGGGUGAGAACACUCUCGAGCCCAAGUCCAAGAUGCUUAGAAAGAAACAUGACAGCGGAAUGGCCACACUGGCUUCCAGCCAGUCACUACAAAUAAGUCGUAAGCCGAAACCCAAAGUUGUGUCUCGAGCCUCUACUCCCCCUCCACGAACACCAACGGACGUUGGCUCUCCCGCUUCGGAUAUCUCAGCAUCAUCUAUGGCCACCACACGUAGCGCGUCAAAGCGCAAGCGGGAAGCACUAGAUGGCCCGGCCAGCGACGUCUCCAGCCCUAGUCAGCUCGAGCUCACAUCCCUUCGUCUGACACCACAGCGACACGGUGAUAUCGUGCCAAGAUCAAAUCAUGUUGAACAGGACAAUGCUUCGAUUCAUGGUCCUCCCAGGAUACGACGGCGUCUCAUCGAUCGGCUCGAGGGCGCAAAGUCACACCAAAGUGACGAUGAUGGCACUCAGAUGAGAGGCUCGCCGGACGACUCUGCUGCUGCGAACGACCCCACUUCGAACAGGUCUCAUAGCAGAGGCAUGCACGAGAUAGCAGUGACGCCUCCGACGAUAAAGGAACAUGAGGCUAAUCAGCAUCCAAGCGAUACCGUGAAGCCACGAAAAUACGGCAAGCAAAGAUCCCAUCUACGAGACAUGGCUGGGGAGCUGGACAGUCAGCAGGCCAGCCAACAGUCAGUGGACGAGCUAGUGUCACAGAUAGAUGCAUUGACCAACUCGCAGCAGUCACAAUUGGACUUUGACAUGAGUGACGAUGACGACAGUGUCCAGCUCAAGAGUAUUCACGAAUUGAGGCAGGCAGGGGCUGUGAACCGCUACGAUCGAGAUCUGGACAGCUUACUGGAAGACAUUGCAUCGCCAACGAAAGCCGUUCGCAUUACGGGAUUGAUGCAGUUGGUUCGCAAGCUGAAAGAGCAAGCAUUCAAGAGGCAUCUCCUCGAUCAAGGAAAGGUAGCAAGGAUUACUGACUGCAUCCGUGCCGAGGUAGAUAUCAUUAGUGCCAGCAUCAUGUUGCUGGCAUUCUGGACGCUGGCUCAUUCCGAAGCAGCGACUGGACAGCUCCUAAAUCAACUCUAUCAAGGCAUUCUGCAGCUCCCGGCAAAUCUCUUACAGGAAGGUCGCCCAUUGUCCAAGAUUGCCAAGGACAGAGGCGAGAAUCUCUCCAGAGCGUUAAUCGGUGACUUGGCUGAGUUUGAGCAUCAUGUCCUAGAUCAGUCAGCAAGUGCGGGUCGACAGACGAGCCACAUCAUCAUCUCUCGAAUCGGGAUACGUGCAGUCGAGGUUAUGCUCCGCAAACUCAUCGCUUCGGGAGAUUCGGUACCUCCAACACCAGCACCAUGGUUAGAAGCAGCAAUGAAGACCAUUGCCUCACAUCAAGCCAGAAUGGGAAACGCCCCCAACGGGUUGGAAACGGAACAUACUGAGAGUAUUCGGCUACUCCUUGCAUGGCUCGAGCUGUCAGAGGCUUCGAAUGGAAGCAUUGGCAAGAAGUUAUCUCGAGCUCGAGUGGCCGAAUUUGGUCGGCAGCUAGGCGAACUUCUGUCGUGGGCUCGAAGUGGCAAUGCUGCCAUACAACAUUCGUGCUUGAAGUUGGUCAUCGAGCUUGGGAACCAGAAAGACUCUAUUACUGGGCUACUGGCAUCGGUUGGUCUCAGCGGAAGUGUUUUUGCAAUAGUAGAGGAACACUUUCCCCGAUUGGCGGAUCGAGCAGUGGCAGGAUCAUUCAAAGAUGAGGACGACGCUGAUUCGGACAAGCUCUCCUCGGUCAUUCUCGCCCUCGGUUGUCUGCUUGACUUUGUUGACAGUAGUGAGCAAGUCAGGGUCCAGAUGAUGGAAAGCCAGCCUGGCGAAGAUAGCCGCGUGGAUCGGCUCGUCACCUUCUUCAAACUUUACGUUGACGAGACGGAUGAGGCGAUCGACGAAUCGAAAACGGCGAUUUUGAUACCUUUUGGGUACAUAUCCCUGCUUCUAUGUACGCUCAGCCUGAACGCCAAUAUCCGGCAGCACAUCUCGGCUACUAUUGGAAGGAGCUUCGAGGACGUGAUGGAGCGGGCGGCGACAUUUUUGGAACGGAUGAGGAGCAUCAAUCCGGAUGCAGCAUUCGUUGAACGUUUUGUGGAGCGCUUCAACCUAACGAUCGAGUCGGUGAAGAGCAGGCGGUCAUGA
This is a messenger RNA of Cyphellophora europaea CBS 101466, 2676 nucleotides long. RefSeq lists its product as uncharacterized. NCBI's taxonomy places the organism in Eukaryota, Fungi, Ascomycota, Eurotiomycetes, Chaetothyriales, Cyphellophoraceae. The transcript has 2 exons. The record is from RefSeq and is a predicted model, not a curated record. Bases 1 to 2676 code for a protein of 891 amino acids.